Molecule: messenger RNA, 1542 nt
Organism: Mucor velutinosus
Lineage: Eukaryota; Fungi; Mucoromycota; Mucoromycetes; Mucorales; Mucoraceae
Gene: SRR1
Product: sensitivity to red-light reduced protein
Exons: 7
Coding region: 1-1542 (513 amino acids)
Biological process (GO): positive regulation of proteasomal ubiquitin-dependent protein catabolic process; protein polyubiquitination; ubiquitin-dependent protein catabolic process
Cellular component (GO): cytoplasm; ubiquitin ligase complex
Molecular function (GO): ubiquitin conjugating enzyme binding; ubiquitin protein ligase activity; zinc ion binding
Source: RefSeq, a predicted model, not a curated record
AUGGGUUCUGAAAGUGAUUUCGAAGAUGAAUGCAUGUACGAAGAUGACUCUGACUUUGCCAGUUCCAUGAGUGAGAGUGAGGGCUACAACAGCAACGACGACGUGAACGACGAUGUGUUUGUAGAGAAGCAGCACAAGAAAGCUUAUCAAGUGGACUACAAUGUCCUGGGCUCACUUCAUUUGAAGAGCAAGCAAGAUAAAGAAGUAUCACAGGUGUCUCUUAUUUUAGGACUAUCAACAGAAGAUGCUGCUACUUUACUGCGAUACUUUCGUUGGAACAAGGAAAAGCUGUUUGAGCAGUACAUGGAUUCAUCGGAAAAGGUGUUGAGAUUAGCGGGCGUAUCGUCUGUGUCCGAUUUAAAGCAUGCUAUCGUCUUGGCCAAGGACCUUGGUGUCGAUUUCAUGUGCGAUAUCUGCUGCGAUGACUCUCCUGACAUGGAAACGAUCAGUGUCUCAUGUGGACAUCGAUUUUGCAGAACAUGUUACACACACUAUGUUGUUCAGAAAAUCAGAGAAGAAGGCGAAAGUCGAAGAAUUCAGUGUCCUCAAAGCGAUUGUGCCGUCAUAGUGGACGAAAAGACUGUCGAAUUGCUGGUUGACCAUGACACGAACCUCAAAUACCGCGAGCUACUCAACAGAACAUUUGUGGAUGACAACGACUUUCUAAGAUGGUGUCCAGCUCCUGAUUGUGAAUAUGCUGUCGAAUGUAGUGUGCCAAGCACUAGUUUAACCUCCAUUGUACCAACUGUAGAAUGCAAAUGUUCAUGCCGCUUCUGCUUUGGUUGUGGGUUAGACGAUCAUCAACCUUGUAUCUGUGUAUUGGUCAAAAAGUGGUUGCAAAAGUGUGAGGAUGACUCAGAGACGGCUAAUUGGAUAUCAGCUCACACAAAAGAAUGUCCCAAAUGUCAUUCUACAAUUGAAAAGAAUGGUGGUUGUAAUCAUAUGACAUGCAGAAAAUGUAGAUACGAGUUUUGUUGGGUUUGCAUGGGUCCUUGGUCAGAGCACGGAACUUCCUGGUAUACCUGCAACAGAUACGACGAAAAGAGCAGCGAAGAAGCAAGGGACAACCAAACACAAUCUAGAGCCAGUUUAGAAAGAUACCUCCAUUAUUAUAAUCGUUAUGCAAACCAUGAGCAAUCUGCUAAACUGGAUCAAGAUUUAUAUCAAAAGACUGAAAAGAAGAUGGAAGAGAUGCAGCAAACAAGUGAUCUUUCAUGGAUCGAAGUGCAAUUCCUCAAAAAAGCAGUAGAUGUCACAGUACAGAGCAGAACUACUUUGAAAUGGACAUACGCAUUUGCCUUUUACCUUGACAGAACCAAUCAAACAGAGCUAUUCGAGGAUAAUCAACGGGAUUUGGAAAUGGCGACUGAACAGCUAUCAGAAUUAUUGGAAAAGCCAUUGGAGCCAGAGAAGAUUUCAGAGUUGAGACAGGCCGUUCUGGACAAAACUGUCUAUGUCAAGCAAAGAAGAGAAAUCUUACUGGAAGACACUGCCAAGGGCUUACAGGAAGGUAGAUGGGCAUUUUUUGUUGAGUUAAAGUAA